Molecule: messenger RNA, 3003 nt
Organism: Physella acuta
Lineage: Eukaryota; Metazoa; Mollusca; Gastropoda; Physidae
Product: calponin homology domain-containing protein DDB_G0272472
Source: RefSeq, a predicted model, not a curated record
AUGUGAAUUCUUUACUUUGUGAACUUUUACUGUGAGGGGACGGUAAAGUAUAAAGGAAAAUUCAGACUGAGUUGAAACAAACACAGAAAUUAUCAACGAAAAAGAAGAGAAUUUGUCUGCAUUUAUAAGGAAAAAAAUUGGACGUUUUUACAUUCACGAAUGUAAAAUAAAAUUGUGCCUGAAUUUUACUAUUUGACCGAGAAGGUUUUGAGCAAGCCCAUUGAACGUGUCGGGAUACUAAACGAACAGGCUCACAAUGUCGGACACAGAGGAGCAGAAGGUGUGUAUCGUCUGCGCAACGUUCGAGCCCCAAGCCUGGAGAAAGUCCUUGUGCAGAAACUGCUUUCAUUCCUUAGAGGAACACUCGGAGGAGCUUCUCGCAGCUGAAGCUGACGCUGUCGCCAAAGAAAAAAACGCAGGAAAAACAAACGAAGCUCUCAGUGAUUCCUCUAAACCAAAAGACAACUCGAUAUCUUCAGGAAAGGAUGUACAAAGUAAACCGAUUUCUAAAGAAUCUAACGGGGAGAAAGAUGCUUCUUCGUCUAAAGAUAUAAAAAGUAAAUUAGGAAGUGGGAAAGAAGUUCCUAAAGAUGCAGGUCGAGAGGUCGCUAAACCAGGGUUGAAGGGCAGCUCUACUGUAGCAAUGAUAGGCGGAAGAAGCAAAAUUAUCACGACAACCUCUUCCACCACACAAUCUUCCUCCUCAUCUUCACUGAAAACAUCACCGAAAACAUCAACAUCCUCUACAACGUCCUCGACCUCAGCUACGUCGUCCACAUCCACAGCAACGACCACAGUCACGUCAACUGCCAGCGCUCAAAAGCCGAGUUCUUCCUUAGCUAAAAAUGUUGCUUCCAAAUUCGAAUCCAAAGCAGCCACAACGACACCCAAAGACAAACCGCCAGUCAAGACAAGCGCUAGCGUCUCCAGUCUUACCAGCAAGCUCUCGGGAGAUUCCAAAGCUGAUUCAAAAUCUGGCUCACCUCCCAAAACUAUAGACAAUAAAUCCUCAGAUUCCUCGAAGAAAACUGACUCUAAAUCUCCUAUAAAAAAGGAAGACUCUAAAUCGUCAGACGCAGCGGUUUCCACUUUGAAAUCGUCAAAUUUAGAUUCCAAAACGAAUGGAUCCAAAACUAAAGAAGAAACGAAACCAGAAACCAAAGACAGCAAGUUGGGUUUGGAUUUAAAAGAAAAGAAAACGGCAUCUAUUUUAAGUAAAUUUGAAGAAUCAAAAUCUUCCGCUAAUCGUUUAAAAUCCGCGGCUCCUUUUGGAAAAGAUUUACUGAAAAGUAAAAAAGAUAUAGGUAAAAAGGACAGUUCCACUUCACUUGAAGUGAACGAUGAUUCUAAAACUAAAGACAGCCCACCUAAAACAAAAGCCAGCCCACCGAAAACCACAGGUUCGUCUGCUAAUGAAAAAGACAAAACCAUCCCGCCGUCGAAGACUCCUGCAGGAAAAAUAAACGACGAUAAAAGUAAGAAAAACGGCGAGGAAUUAACUGGGAAGCUAAAGGGAGGUGAAUUAGGUCAAUCUUCGGCGUCUACCUCGCCUCGCCAAGACGCCAAAGGUUCUAGCACGGGCGCACGUUCGCCUAAAGACCCCGACCCCACAGACUCAGCCAACGUAAACAAGGUCGGGCACCUGGCCAAAGCCGCAGGUAAGGUUACAGAUAGUAAGGCAGGUGAGCCUGGUUCCAGCGCAGAAUCCUCCAAAACUACCGAUGACGUCAAAGACAAAAGCUCCAGCAAAUUAGACACCAGUGCCAAAUUAAGUGCUCAGCUUGAUGGGGAUAAGCCCUCGCAUUACGGAGAUCGAGGGAAAGAGAAAACGCCAGAAGAGAACGGAAAGAGAACUGAAAGCACUGCUUCAGCCGCCAGCAAACCUUCAUCAACGUCCACAUCGUCGUCAUCAAAAUCUUCUAACCUAGCCUCGGAUUCGAAGUCGGGUUUAAAAACUGUUGACUCUAAACCAAAGGAUUUGAAACUAGACACGAGCAAAGACUCAAAGUCUUACAAUAGCCCUCUUGGGAAGUUUAAAGCUUUAGAGAAAACCAAAGACAAACCUGCAGAUAAAGUUGUUCCGGCGACUACACCAACAUCCUCUAAAACCUCUGUGGAAAAUGGAACAAGAGAAAUUUCAAAGGAAAAAUCGCUACCGGAAGCGACUUCCGGGGACGACAAUCUCACUAAAAAGUUAACAGCCGAGUUGGAAGAAAAGGAAAAACGUCUCUCGGAUCUCAUGGAACGAUUGAACAAAAUGGAAGAGCAAGUGAAAGAAAUGGAGAAAGAAAAACAGACAAGGCGCGGGUCGAUUCAAGACCAGAAAGAAGAAAUGGAGAAAUUGUUGAAAGAUUUAAAAGGCCAAUUGUCGAAGAUGGAAACCCAGUGUUCGAAAUUAGAAAAAGAUAAUCAAAGUCUGCUUGAUAAAUUACACGCGCAAGAGGCGAGUGUCAAACGUGAUCAGAGCUUAAGGGGCAAGAACAUCGACAACACAGUGUUGGAGGAAGAUUUGGAGGCUGCGGAGAAGGAACUUGAAGAAGUUAAAGAAGAGAAUAAAGAGCUUCACAGCCAGAUCAUGGAGAUGAAGAACGAGAUGGAUGAGAUGUACGAUCACUUCAGAGAGAACGAACACGACGAGUUCAGGGAGUUACAGAAAGAACUGGACAUGACGGCGAAAAAUUGCCGGAUCCUGCAGUUUAAAUUACGGAAAGCUGAACGACGAAACGACCAGAUUGAGGAAGACAGGAUACACUACGAGGAAAAGUUGCGUCAGCUGCAGGAUCAGUUCGACUCACAGGACGCCAAGAACCACAUUCGAGUCCUGGAGGAAGAACUGCGAAUGGCCAAGGAGGUGUCUGUGAGGCUCCAUGACGAGCUGGAUAUUGUGGAAGACAAGCGGAACAAGGCUCUAGAGGAGAACAGGCACCUGACGGAGCUGCUGGAACACACGGACAAGAGACAGUUCAGGAUGGAGAUGGAGAUUGAUAAGCUCAGGGAUAUUGU